CGCCGGGGCGGGCGCAGCCGACACCCAGUUGAGGCGGCGGUGAGACCGGCCGACUCUGCACGGGACGACAACCGUCACCAGCUGUCUUCAACCGUCAGCAGUCGCCAACAGUCGUCGGACGUCAGCUCCGACUCAACACCAUGGACUCACAACAGAGCAAUGAAGCGGGCUGGACGCGGACCCUUCUAUCCAGCGUAUCCGUGGCCUUCUUCGGAUGUCUAAUCAGCUCUGGAUACAACAUCGGCGUACUGAAUGCGCCACAAGAGAUUCUGAUGAAGAUGAGCAAUGCCUCUGCGGCCCACGACUUCGGAGUCAUUCUGGACGCCACCUCUCUGGACCUCGUGUGGUCGGCUGUGGUAGCUGUGUUUCUCGUCGGCGCCACAGGCGGCGCUAUGGUCGGAGGCGCAGUCGCUGAUCUUGUAGGACGCAAACUGUCCAUAAUGGUCAUUGAAAUUGUGCUGGCCCUAUCGGGAAUUCUGCUGUUCAUCGGAUACGAAAAGGAGCACGUGCACUGGUUCUUCCUCGGAAGGAUCUUCGCGGGCUUCGGCACAGGUCUGACGUCCACCGUCUGUCCGCUGUACGUACACGAGGUGGCGCCACCGCGCCUGCGCAGUGCGCUCGGCAGUGUCACCAACCUGGGCUUCUGCGUGGGCCUGCUGCUGGGACAGAUCCUAGGACUUCCUGAGGUGCUCGGUCGCGCCGACACGGUGCAGUACCUGCUGGCGGUGUUUCUGAUCCCGACUUUGGGCGCCUCCGCCAUGCUGCCCUUCUGCCCCGAGAGCCCCAAGUACCUGCUCAUCAAUAAAGGAAACGAACAGGACGCCUUCGCAGCUCUGAGCCGUCUGCGCGGUCUGCCGCAAGAGGCGCUGUCGUCGGAGCUAAGCGGAUACCGGGCCGAGGCCAAGCUGGCAGCCGAGACGCCGUGCUGGACGCUGCGCCGGCUGCUGGCUGACGCCGUGUGCCGCCGCCGGCUGCUGGUGCUCCUACUGAUCUGUGCCGGCCAGCAGUUCUCCGGAGUGAAUGCUGUGUUCUUCUUCAGUACGGCUAUCUUCCAGCGGGCGGGUCUGAGUCAGUCACAGGGAGCGCUCGCCUCUCUGGGCUGCGGCGCUGCCAACGCGGCGCUGGCGCUGCUGGCGGGCCCGUGCGUAGCGCGUGUACCACUGAGGCGUCUGUUGACCGUCAGCUGCCUUGGCUGCGCCGUCUGCCUGGCUGCCUUCGCCGGGGCACUGUGCCUCAUGGAGACGUACGUCUGGGCAGCCGUCUGUGCGGUCGUCUUCCUCAUUUUCUACGUCGUGGCCUUCGCGUCAGGGUUCGGCCCCAUCCCGUGGAUGCUGGGCGCCGAGAUGUUCGAACAGGGCCCGAGGGCGCUGGCCGUCUCCAUGGGCUCGGCUACGAUCUGGGUGUCCAACUUCUUCAUCGUGCUCCUGUUCCCCGUCAUGUACGCUCAAGCUGGCGUCGCCUGCUUCAUAUUCUUCCUGGUGUGCUGCCUUCUGGCGGCGGCCGUGGCACACUUUCACUUGCCAGGGCCGACAGUAGAGGGUAGCACAGUCAAGGAAAUGGAGGCCGUCCAAGUGUGAAAGUGCUUUCAACUGUGGUAUAAAGCGAGCUAAUGUUUAUAUUAAACAUAUUUGUUCAUUGUGUUGUAUAUGACAUACAUUUUAGCUAAAUACAUUUUCAUCCAUCUUCAUAAA
This is a messenger RNA of Amphibalanus amphitrite, 1691 nucleotides long. Its product is annotated as solute carrier family 2, facilitated glucose transporter member 1-like. Gene Ontology annotation, biological process: monosaccharide transmembrane transport. Gene Ontology annotation, cellular component: membrane. The transcript is spliced from 10 exons. NCBI's taxonomy places the organism in Eukaryota, Metazoa, Arthropoda, Thecostraca, Balanomorpha, Balanidae. The record is from RefSeq and is a predicted model, not a curated record. Gene Ontology annotation, molecular function: hexose transmembrane transporter activity. The coding region runs from base 141 to 1577 and encodes 478 amino acids.